Molecule: messenger RNA, 3741 nt
Organism: Colletotrichum siamense
Lineage: Eukaryota; Fungi; Ascomycota; Sordariomycetes; Glomerellales; Glomerellaceae
Product: putative RNA-directed DNA polymerase from transposon X-element
Exons: 3
Coding region: 1-3741 (1246 amino acids)
Molecular function (GO): catalytic activity
Source: RefSeq, a predicted model, not a curated record
AUGGCAAAUACGUUAGAUGGCGCAUCUGCCCAUGAUGCUCGCCUUCCAGGUAUAGGCGACGUAAAGUCCUGGAAGGUAGACGACCUUCGAGUCGCGCAAAUCAAUGUCAAGCAAGCGCGCAAGCGUGUGCUCAAGCUGAGCAAGCACAUGGUCAAGAUGCGACAGCAGUGGCAUGUUGUUGCGAUUCAGGACCCUCCGCCGGAUCUGCCAUUCCUUGGUCGUAACUUCAAGCAUUUCAGAUUGAUCUACCACACGGAGGGUGGAGUAGAUCUCAACGCAUACAACAAUCCUCAAAUGCGGCCCAAGUUGAAGCCAAAAUCUCGGGUGAAGCGCGACAAAGACUUGGGGGACAGUUGCAAGGAAAAACCGCUCUACAAAGUUGCAUUUUUAGUGCACAAGGCGAUUCCCGAAGCCGACUACAGCAUUGACUGGCAUCACAACGAGAAGAACGAAAAGCUUCUCGUUACUCUGAGGCUCAACACAGCUUUGCUCGCGCCAAUCUUCAUACACAAUGUUUACAACCACCCUAACGGAUCGCGAGGCAGUCUGAACAUCGAGAACCUACUCCACUUGUGCACUAUCAAGGGAUUGGUCCUAUUUGUGGGAGACUUCAAUCUGCACCACCCCCUAUGGAGUGGGAACAGUCUUGCUGCUGGUCGCAUCACUGAUGAAUCGAGGAAUUUGGCAGCAGGGUUCACGGCGGCUAACUAUAGGUGUCUUUUGGAUCCAGAAGUCAUCACGAGCACGUGGUCCCGCUCAGAUCAAUCUGGUUCCAGCGAGUCAACCAUUGAUCUGGCCUUUGCGUCGGAACCACUCCAGUAUCUUGUUCGGUCCUACGUGAAGCUCGACGGCGUCAAGGGCUUCGAAUCGGACCAUCGGGUUUUGGAGACGACCCUCAGAGUACAGCCUAAUCGCCGGACUGAUUGCCGCUAUCGCUGGCAGGAGGUGACGCGUGCGGCCUGGCGCGCUGAAGUCGGGCCAAAGCUGAAGGGAAUUGAGUCGCUUCCGUUGAACACCGAGACCGACCUCGACCGAUUUUUCGCCGAGGCAGACAAGAUUCUCCAAAAUGGGAGAGACAAGCUCGUUCCUAAGAGCAGGCCUCCCGACAUCAGCACCAGAGUCAGGCCUUCUGAUCCUGCAGAUCGAGCUCCGGGCAGGACAAACAAGUUCCAGGAUCAAGAGAACCGCAACGACAAUCGAGAGGCCUCCUCCCGCAAGAACAAGGCGCCAGGCGCGGCCGCUACGCCUCAGAGUGCACCCAGUAACCCGGAAGCUUCGCCCACAGAGACGCGCCACCAGCGGACCAAGAACUGGCGCAUGUAUUUGGCUGAUCGGAAAAAGUGUAUUCACAAGCUGGCCUGCCUGGCCAUUCGACUGGCGGAGGCAUCUCCUAAGACGGAUAUUCCUGACUUUGAGGAACACGGAAAGUAUUACCAGACGGUUGACGAGAAGGCUGAGCUGCUGGUGCGCAAGCUUUGGCCUGAUUCCAGUGAAGCCACCGGGCAGCCACCCGCACUGGAACUUCCUGAUCUUUCAGGUGAGAUCAACAGUGAAGACACGGCGCUCAUGAAUCUCAAGCCUGGAGAGCUGGCCGACACGGUCCGCCGUAUGCCUGCUCAUAAGGCCGAGGGAAAGUCCGGUAUAUCUAUCGACGCACUGAAGAUGCUGCUGCCCUCGAAAGAUGACGACGAAGACCUCCUGACGAAUGUCUUUGAGCGGCCUCUGCAAGCCUGUCUCAAGUUAUGCUAUCACCCAAACAGGUUCAAGGAAGCGAUUACGGUCAUGAUCGCAAAGUCUCACAAGGACCCGAAACUUCCGACAAGCUAUCGGCCCAUCGCCCUGCUCUGCCCCAUAGCCAAGAUUUUGGAAAAGCUGUUCGCAGUCAGACUCACGCGUUGGCUGCUGAACUCCGGCGUACUUCCCUUCGAACAGUAUGGGUGCCAAGGGAGAAACACCACCCAAGCUCUCGAGUCACUCAUCAACGCUGCUUACAACAGCUGGACUGAUGGCGACAAGGAUCGCUAUGUGUCCAUUUACGCCCUUGACAUCAAGGGCGCGUUCGACCGCGUUCGCCGUGCGCACUUGCUACGGAUCCUGAGGGAGUAUGGCGUUCCGGACUGGAUGAUCAUGUUCGUCUGGUCGUUUUUGUCUGACCGAAGCACAACCGUCCGCAUGCAGGGAGCAAUGUCGAAGAAGUUUUGGGUGAACAUCGGCAUCCCGCAAGGAAGCCCUCUGUCCCCCAUUCUCUUUCUCUUCUUCUCGAUCCCUCUGCUCAACAAGCUCAUAAGGGAUAAAGGAUUGGUCUCUAACGAAAACGCUGUUCUGUACCAACUGAAGCGUUUUCUGAUUGCCGCAUUUGUUGACGAUAUCACCUUCUUAAUCGUCUCCGACUCCGUCGAGAAGAGCAACAAGGCCGCAGAAAAGUUGUACAACGCCUUGGUUGACUUUGCAAAAAAGGAUGGCACCACAUUCUCCGCUGAUAAGACACAAGUGAUACAUCUCUGUAGGGCAGGCCAGAAAUUCAACGACAGCAUGCCUAAAAUCAAAGAUGCUCCUCCGAAGGCAGAAAAGGCCAUCAAGAUUCUCGGGCUCUGGCUGGAUUAUCGUCUGACAUGGGAAACGCACGUGACAAAGAUUGUGAACAAGGCCCGGCUGAAAAUGUUCAACCUACGUCGCAUUUCUGGGUCAACUUUUGGCCCAGGACUCAAGAAGCUUCUGGCCAGAUACACUAGCGCUAUUCUCCCCAUCAUCAGCUACGCAUGUCCUGUUUGGUUCGCGGGGUAUGACGAGAGGAAGUACACCGAAUCUGGGAAACCGCCGGGUGCCAGGUGCCGGUUCUCGAUCAGUGCCAAGCUUGUCAACAGGCUCGAGAGCGAGCACAACUACUUCUUGAAGCAACUGUCUGGGGCUUAUGCCAUGACCACCGGCUUCAUCCUCCUCAAGGAGCUCGCAGUGCCAACGAUUGCUGUUUACCUAACCAGGCUUGUGCGAACCUACUGGGCUCAGGUCCUGGAGACGCGGUACGAGGGCAAGUUGCUGAAGCCCAGUGGGGAUUACCCGGACCAACACCCUUAUGUGCUUGCCGCAACUGAUGCCCACAGCAAGGUUUUGCAACCGGCAAAAGAACGGCUCGAGCUGGAAAAGCCGGUCGACGAGGGUGCCAGGUACAGGAAGCUCAGACGACUCAUCAAGUCCAUUGCAGACGACCUCGUCACAGACCAGAUGCAGACGGAUUGGGGCGUGUUUGUCGACAUACGCAGCUGCGAGAAUCGGUACUUCAACAAGCUCCCUCCAGCCCUCAGAGGGACGUGGGGGAAACAUAACUUCAAGAUCUACGAAGACUUGCUCAAGGCUCAGAGCACUAUCCUGCUGCAUUGCCGGACGGGUGUCAAUGGUCUCAACGCAUGCUUGAAUUUCAUGUCUUUCAAGCUGGCCCCCAGCUCUGCCUGCCCCUGCGGAGCCCGUCCUCACGACGCCAGGCACCUCUUCAUGGAAUGUCCCUUGUUGGCCGCCCCGAGGAAGCACCUGAAGGCCGCCAUGCAUGUCUUCUGUUUCCACGUCCUGGUCACCGACUACCCCGAGCUGGCUGCCAACUUCGCGAUCCGAUACUUUUCGCUCGAGCAGUUCGCAUGGACGGCAAAACGCCUCGCCAACCCUGACUUUGGCAACCUGCCAACGGGGGGGUCUUACGCUGGGGCUGGGGGAACAACAUCGCUGUCCAUCAGGCCGAAAGCUAGAUAG